This is a messenger RNA of Xyrauchen texanus (razorback sucker), 1756 nucleotides long. It is a transcript of the gene six2b, whose product is annotated as SIX homeobox 2b. Gene Ontology annotation, biological process: regulation of transcription by RNA polymerase II. Gene Ontology annotation, cellular component: nucleus; transcription regulator complex. The record is from RefSeq and is a predicted model, not a curated record. The transcript is spliced from 2 exons. Lineage: Eukaryota; Metazoa; Chordata; Actinopteri; Cypriniformes; Catostomidae. Bases 424 to 1287 code for a protein of 287 amino acids. Gene Ontology annotation, molecular function: RNA polymerase II cis-regulatory region sequence-specific DNA binding; DNA-binding transcription factor activity, RNA polymerase II-specific.
CCCAGGAGGAUGCGCUAACCGUCCUUACACACCAGCGAAUGUGUAAGAGAUAUGACAACCUGAGGGCGGGCUGAUAGCGAAGGACAGUCUAGGAAAGAAUCUAUUGCGCACGACAAGAGCGCGUAAGACAAGAAUGAAAUGAUUAGCGCGUCAUGAUAGUUCAACUAAUGUAAUCGAGCAGUGCAUGAUAGCACAGAAUCAAACUGUUACUUUGGAUUUUGUUUUGCGACUGGUAACUUUCAUUUGCUUUGGGCUGAUUUAAAAGCCAUUUUUUUUCAUGGAACUAUGUACAUCAAGUAGCAUACUGAUUUUUGUUCUGUUGGGAAAGCUUCAGUGCCUGAGUCCCCAUAGUGGAUACCGACUUAUGGACUUAAGAGUGGGUAAGAUACGUGCAGCACAUCAGGUACCCCAUUACCUUCAAAUAUGUCUAUGCCAUCAACCUUUGGAUUUACCCAAGAGCAGGUUGCUUGCGUCUGUGAGGUCCUUCAGCAAGGUGGAAGUAUCGAACGUCUCGGGCGCUUUUUGUGGUCCUUGCCUGCUUGUGAGCACCUCCACAAAAACGAGAGUGUUUUGAAAGCUAAAGCCGUGGUUGCUUUUCACCGAGGCAACUUCAGGGAACUCUACAAAGUUUUAGAGAGCCACCAGUUUUCUCCGCAUAACCACCCUAAACUGCAACAACUCUGGCUGAAAGCUCACUACAUCGAAGCGGAGAAACUGCGUGGCCGCCCUCUGGGAGCCGUGGGAAAAUACCGCGUGCGCAGAAAGUUCCCUCUACCUCGCACUAUCUGGGAUGGAGAGGAGACGAGUUAUUGUUUUAAGGAGAAGAGCCGGUGUGUGCUUAAAGAGUGGUACACUCACAACCCGUACCCUUCUCCAAGAGAGAAGAGAGAACUGGCCGAGGCCACUGGCCUCACCACGACGCAGGUCAGCAACUGGUUCAAAAACAGGCGGCAGAGGGACCGUGCCGCAGAAGCAAAAGAAAGGGAAAACGAGGGCGCAAAUCCAAACGGCCACAAUCCACUGACCUCUCAUGUGAACGAAAAUAAAUCUCUAUGUGAAAGUUCAGAGGAUGACAAAUCUCCCGCGGCGACCCCGGAUCACACUUCCAUGAGCCCAGGCAUCCUCUUGCCCUCCAGUUCAGGUCUGCCACCCCUGCACAGCUUUGCUCCACCUGGCCCCAGAGCCUCCAUCAUCCCCGUCAGCGGCUCAAACACUCAUCACCACUUCUCCAUGCACGACGGCCUUCUCAACCCCAUGACGGCAGGCCUGGUGGAACUUGGAUCAUAAGAAAUGAAACUCAUCAUCUUUGACUUUUACCCCCCAAAUAACUACUAGCUUCGUUAUCAUUUAUUCAAGCCUAGAGGACAUUAGCCUAAAAUCUCCAAACUACCAGAUGAUGGGAAAUAUCCGAUUGUAUCUAACCCAUACAUGGAGAAUAAUGUUACCAUCACAAAUUACUGUAACAAUUAAUUAUAAUCAAGGGAUAGUUUUUGAUAUGUCUAGCUAUUAAAAUAACCAAUAAAAUGUAUAUUUAAUGAAGUGUAAAUGUGUUGUGUCCUUGCAAUUGAACAAUAUGUGCUUGGUCUAAUUUACAUGUCACUAUGGAGCACAGAACUGUAUUUAUUAUGAUCGCUAGCAGAGAGGAAAUCUUUCAUUUUUUGAGCAGAACCGCUGCUGGAUCAUUACUGCGAUAAAAUACAUGCAAAAAACAUAAUAUCAAUAAAGUAUUUUUAGAUAUGUUUGUGUGUUAUCAUGA